Botrytis porri is the source of this 960-nucleotide messenger RNA. RefSeq lists its product as uncharacterized. The transcript is spliced from 3 exons. NCBI's taxonomy places the organism in Eukaryota, Fungi, Ascomycota, Leotiomycetes, Helotiales, Sclerotiniaceae. The record is from RefSeq and is a predicted model, not a curated record. The coding region runs from base 1 to 960 and encodes 319 amino acids.
AUGCUCAGUUCUUUCACAAACGUUUACGGCUCUUUUCCUAAUAUUCAAGCUCGUAUAAAUAAUAUGGCGGGCACUCAAGCAAGCAUCGUGGGAACGUCAGGCUCUGGAGCACGAUUUCAGAGCUUGAGCGAUUUUGAAAGAGAGCAAGAUGAAUUGCAAGCUCAGAUUGAUCAAGAUAAUCUCAAUGCACAACCCACAAGAUCUCGUGCCGGCUUACCAGCCGCCAGUAGACCUAGAACUGUGCCAGAUGUUAGUGGUGUCCUGCUUGAAAAUCAAGCAUUGCAAGAAAUGGGCAGCACAAAUUGGGUAGGAAAACUACUGGAGUACCACCAAGCCAACAACAUCGUUCCACCGCCAGAGUAUAGAGACGAACAAGUCUCCGAACAGCGAUUUCGCUAUUCUGUAGUCAUCGUACAGAAUACCGAGUCCUUCACCACUUUAGCAUCCUUCAGCAACAAAAAAGAUGCCAAACAAUUCAUCUCCAAAGUCGCCAUCGAUUGGCUUAUAUCACAUAACUUCAUGCCCUCUAACGGCGCCGUCAGAUUUCCCAAGACCCCAAUUGCCUCACCAAUUCUCGAUGCCCGAGAGAGAAGCACUUCCCCAACACCCUACCCUAGUCUCGUUCCCGGCCUCUGCAUUGCCCUUGGUUUCAAUCCUCCCGCUUAUAAACUCACGCGCAUGUCAGAAGGCGCGGCAUUUUGGGAAAUUUAUGCAGAUUUUGGAUCUGAUCCCCGAGCUGAUGGCCCCAUAGGAAAACUCACAAACAUUUACGGCAAGCAGAAAGCCAAAGAGGCUUGUGCAAAAGAAGUUUUCAAGUUCUUGAAGGCGAUUGAGAGAUUGAAAGAAGCUGACAUUGUAGCUCAGCAGGGAGAGGAGAGGAGAAGCGAGGAGCCUCAACCUCAGCAUGAGGACUCGGAUUCGAAUGAAAGUAGUCAGUAUAGUGUCGUUGCUGGUAUUUAA